AUGUUGAAAACCCUAAAGAGCACAGGUCAAGUAAAACAUAUGGCAAUGAAAAAUCCAAAGAAAGUAGCUCAUCUUGCAAGGUCAAAUAAAACAUCUAAGGAUGGAAAAUCCAGAAAACAUACCACAUCUCACAAGUCAAAUGGACCAAAGAAGAUCCGAGCUAAAUCUGAGACAACCACAGCUAGUCAGUCUAUCUGCUCCCAGCCAGAUACAGAAGUGUGUAUAAACCAGGAGAUACUACAAACAUUGGAGAAAAUGUUUGAAAAGGCUGCAGACCACAAUGGAGCUUUGAACAUGGAAAGUUUUCAAAAGGUGAUGAAGGAGACAUUUUCAUCUGUGACUGAUGAAGCCCUGGAAUACCUGUUCUGGAAAGUGGAUGCAGAUUGUGAUGGAUUGGUGACCUGGCGCAAGUAUCUAGAUCAUCUGAUGCGGGAUUUCAAAGGGAAGGAAGAGAUGAGGAAAGGCCAGUAUCGACUGCGUCUCCAACCUCCUAUGAGGAUUGUUCCACUGAAUCACGGACAUGAGAUUGUGAAGUUGCAAUUCUUAGCCAAUCAGUUUCAGGGAUCAGCUGGUCGCUUCCUUACUGUCACCAAAGACGGGAUCCUUCAGUUCUGGGACGAAUCCUUCAAGCUGCUCCGGACAGUCCAUCUGGACCAGACACAUCGCCGCCACACUCAGCAGAUGUGGGUCAACGACAUGAUAUGUCUGGAUAACAUCAACCUGAUGGUGAUUGCAUCCACAGACCAGGAUUUAGAAUUCUUUGACAUUUCUGGAAACAAAUGCCAAAGGACUUUUAUCUUUAUUGACCUGGACAGUUGUGCCUUAGUCAUGGAUUACUGGACAGACCAACACAAAGCCGUGUUUUGUGUUGGUGAUAUAAAGGGCAAUGUCCUCAUCUUUGUCUCCGAUGAUAUUGCGGAUUCUGGAUUGUUUCACCCACAUAUCUUCCAGAACAAAACAAAGUUUGAUCUCGGGAAACCAGAACAAGGUGGUGCUUACAUCAAAAUCUCUAUGCAGCAUCUUUUAACUAAAAAGUCUAAAGUACAUAGAAGUUACCGAUUGAAGGCAAUUCACACCAACUGGUGUCAGCAGAUCAAGUUCAUUCCCCAGCUGAAUCUGGUGGCCUCUUGCUCAGCCAUUGACAAUACAGCCAUGGUCCUGACAAUUAUGCCAACUAGAACUGAUCAUCUGAAAAGUUCCAUAAUGACUCUGAGGAAGGGAAUUCUAUGUUUCGAUUACUGUCCAGACAGGAACUUCCUUGUGACAGGUGGUUAUGAUCCAAUCAUUCUGCUAUGGAAUCCUCUCUUCAUAAAGAAGCCCAUGUGGCGGAUGAAGGGACACCAGACCUCAGUGACUCAUGUUAUUGUGAAUGGAAAAAGCAGCUGCAUCAUCAGCAUCUCCAAAGACAAAAACAUUCGUCUAUGGGAUACACACAACUUUCUGUGUUUCCAGUCCUUUUCAGGGAAAUUUUUUGCCCUGGGGAAUCAUCCUAUUACCAGUGCUUACUUCCACAAGGCCAAUGACACCUUUAUUUGUGGUACCUAUUCGAUUGGGAUUCUUAGUGGCUAUCUAGAGGCCCAGGAAGGGAGCAGGAAAAUAGAGGAAGAGUCUACCACCCAUCAUACAGCCGUGUGUGGGGUCCUUUACAGCAAGACGUUCAGGCAGGUGGUGACCGGCAGCCUGAGUGGCAUGGUGAGCGUGUGGGAGUUGAUGACAGGGAAGAAGGUAGUAGAGUUUUCAGCAUCAGAGUCCAAGGAUGUGGAGCUCACAGCGAUGGUCCUGGAUGAGCUGGAGCGGUGCCUCAUCACUGGCAUGAGAAACGGGACAGUCAAAAUGUGGAAUUACAACAUUGGCGUCUGCCUGUUGCACUUUCCCAAUCCAGAUCGAAUGGAGAUUAGUGGAAUCACUCAUAUGAAUGGGGUAUUCUACGUGGCAGGGUGGAGUAAGAGGAUCUCUUGGUACCUGUAUCGAAACAAGGAAGUAAUCCCCGUGUAUGACCACUGGCCUUACUUUCACACUGAGGAUAUCCUGUGUCUGGCCAAGUACCGUAGCCACAUCCUGGGAUCAGCUUCCUAUAAUGGUGACAUUUUCAUCUGGAACGUCAGCUGGGGGAAGCCCUUUGUUUAUUUCAAUGCUUCAAGAAGUCCCCUGGCCUUGAAAUCCAAGAAGGUCUUCAUGGAGGAGGACCACAUGACACUUGCUGACUUAGUGAACAGGUCUAUCAGGAGCAAGAAGUCCUGGGCAAAAAAGUUCUUCUGGCGGCCCAUGAGUGGGCAGUCUGCCAAGGCUCAGGUCCGCAGGAACCUGACCUCUGCCCCACCUGCAAUGAGACGCACGCGAGGAGAGGAAUUAUCAAGACAGUGUGCUUCUCUUUCUUUACAGAAACCUUACAGCCCUGUCACCUCUAAGACGGUGAACUUGGUGAGACCUCAAGGUGAAGCUUGGAUGCGGAUCAGAAAUGCACAGAAAGAAAAUGAGGAUUAUUCUAGGCAGAAGGAAAAGAAAGACUCAGUGGCGGCUGUGGAGAAGAUAAUUUUCCUGCCCACUCGGCUUCAGACCCCUCGAACAGCCACCCUUCUGAGCAGUGCUGGCAAUGGCUAUAUUUAUGCCUGGUCAAUUCAUGACAAAGGGGGCUUGCUGGGAAAAUUCCAACCAGCAGGUAAUCAGUGUCAGGAUUCAGUUGUUGGUGCUAUGGUCAGUGAUGAAAAGGACUGGAUCUUAAUAACUGGGGACUCCAAAGGGCACCUUAAGAUCUGGGAUAUCAAGGAUUACUGUAGACUGGCCAGUGAACAGAAGACGUUCUCUGUCAGGGAAGAAAGAGUUGCUCAGGAAAAUAUUUACCGGAAUUUAACUCAUGCAGACGGUCAAGUGGAAAUACAGCAGGAACCCCUGGAAACUGAGGAGGUCAUUGGUAGCCAUGUCAUUUCCCUAAUCCCCCCAGAGCUGCUGAUCUCCUGGCAGGCUCAUGAUGACAGUGUGACUGAUGUUGCCUUUGGGGACCAUUUCCAUGUGAUCAUCAGUGCUGGUGCAGACUUUAAUGUCAAGGCCUGGAAGAUCUCUGGCGAGGCUAUUGGAACCUUUGGCUUGUGCCUUUGGAGAAAGCUUGUGCCUGCGGGGAAGACUGACUUCUACCAAAAACCAUCCACCACAGAGCUGAUAGCAGUGCCUGAGAUAAAGGAAGUCCCUGAGUGGGACAAAGAAGAUGAAUACACGAGGGUCCUGAUGCAGCAGCGCAGGGAUCAGAUGGAGCUGAUGUCCCUGCUGCACAACAAGUCUCCGAAGGCCAUGGUCAGACUGAGGCAGUUGGCUGAGCAGAGCGUGCUGGGGUCUGUCAAAGCUGGAGAGGGGUUUGAAGACACUUGGAACAAGUGGAAGACAUCUGGGGUGCUGAAAAGUGACAUCGUUGGAAGCGCAUAUAAGCCAAAGGAACGGCCACGCACGCCAUACACUCCAAUAUUACCACUGAAGUUUGUGACAGAAAAAGAGAUCUCACCUUGGGUCUAUAGGAGCCUCCCUUGCAAAGACCUGCAAGAUUUGACCCGAUCCAACAUGGCCAUCUUGAAAACAACUCAGAUUCCAAGGAAAAAACACGUCUGGCUAGUCACCCAGCAGAUCAUCAGGAGCCUCUCUCUGAUCAAACAGAUGCCCAUGAUGGAAACUCCCAUCCAGUCACAAAGCCUCUCUUUCUCCAGCCCAUUUUCAUCCAAGACUUCCUCGAUCACUUCAAUAUCUUCUUUGAAGCUGUCUUCAAUCUCCUCCCUUUCUUCGUUAAAGCAGUCAUCAGUCUCUUCAGCAUCAGCAGUCUCAAAGAAACUGUUAUAUUCUUCCUCAGUAUCUUCCAAGAAGAAGGCAACUUCAAAUUCUUCUUCAUCCACGGCCACCAAGUCGUCCAUCACAAUCAGUUCAGUGCCUUCAGGGAAGACUUCAACCCCAGGCUUAAAUAAGCCUUUGAAGUCAAUCCUUAAAGUGUGACCUGGUUAGGCUGCCAGCCCAGGCCCCUUCUCUCAGUGAAGCUGCCAGCCCAUUGAGAUGAAUGUAAGAAAUGGAUGGACUCUUUGCUUACUUUAUCAGACCAAUUAAAGUGUGGGCUUGGUUGCUCCACUCUACCCCAAUAUCCCUUCCCAGAAUUAUUCCCCUCCCCCAUUGAGACCUAUGUGUUACUUCUUCAGGAGAGAGAAAUAAAUUUUUCUUUUGGGGUUCCUUCAUACUCUCAGAUUAGGUUGUAUUAUCCCAGGAGGUGUGGGGAGAGGGAGGAACCUUUUUCUCAGAGGGAUGGAUCAUAGUCUCAUCUUCUAGUUCCAUCCUGGACCUAGAGUUCCCACAUAACCCACUAAUGGGGCCAUGUUGAUGUUUGAUGUGACCAUGUACAUGGUCUAAAGACGGAGAAUGUAGCUCUGUGCCAGAGUCUUUAAAAAGUUUGCCAGAUUGUUUUCAGUCCUCUGUAAAUGAAGACUAUUUUGACACUAGUCUCUUGGCUGUUCCACAAACAAGACAUUCCAUCUCUCGGCUCUGGUCAUUUUCUCUGCCUGUUCCCCAUUUUCUGGAAUGUCCUCCCUUCUCUGUUCUGUCUACUGAUAUUCCCUGGCUUUCUUUAAGUCCCAACUAAGAUUCCAUCUUUUACUAGAAGCCUUCACUAUCCCCUCUUAAUUUUAGUGCUUUCCCUCUAUUUUCUAUUUAUCCC
This is a messenger RNA of Vombatus ursinus (common wombat), 4681 nucleotides long. RefSeq names its product EF-hand calcium binding domain 8 (gene EFCAB8). The coding region runs from base 1 to 3972 and encodes 1323 amino acids. The record is from RefSeq and is a predicted model, not a curated record. Gene Ontology annotation, molecular function: protein binding. NCBI's taxonomy places the organism in Eukaryota, Metazoa, Chordata, Mammalia, Diprotodontia, Vombatidae. The transcript is spliced from 28 exons.